UCCCCGAGCUGCGGGAGCCCCGCACCGCCCACAGCCCUCCGGCAGCGGCAGCGGCGGCAGCACGGGCAGAGCCGGCAGGCUCUCCUCUCAGUGACAGCACCGGCGUCACCUCAGCGCCGAGAUGAACCCCACCGUCGGCAUCGCUGUCAUUCUGACAGUCCUCCAGGCUGCCCACUGCCAGAUGAUCAAGGACCUGAGUGCCUGCCUGCUGGGCCAGAGCCUCCGGGUGGACUGCCGUUAUGAGAACAAAACCAGCAACCCCCUGACCUACGAGUUCAGCAUCACCAAGGACAACAGGAAGCACGUCAUCCACAGCACCAUCAGCGUCUCCGAGAACAUCUACCGGGGCCGAGCCAAUGUCACCAUGCACAAGAACCUGGUCUGCCUCUACCUGCAGAGCUUCACCACCAGCGAUGAGGGCGUCUAUAUGUGCGAGCUGAAGGCUACCAACGACUACACCGGCAACCAGACAAAGAACAUCACUGUCAUCAAAGACAAACUGGAGAAAUGCGCUGGCUUCAGCCUCUUGAUCCAGAACACUUCGUGGCUCCUGCUGCUCCUCCUUUCCCUGCCUCUCCUGCAAGCUGUGGACUUCGUGUCCCUGUGAAAGGAAAAGCACACACACACACACGCACGCACACGCGCACGCACGCACACACACACACCCACCGAGUACCCCAGCGAACCCGCCGUCCCCGCCAGAACGCAGCCCUUGGAAAGAGAAGCCGAACCGUUUGGAACAAGUGACACCUCUCUCUGUGUUCUCUCUAUAUAGCCGUGUAUCUAACGCUACCCACCGUCCUGUGCCCAGCCUCGCCGUCACACGCGCACACGCCCUGCUCCAAAGCAUGGUGGCUCUGCUAGGCAGCGUUGCUUCUCCCAUCGCACCUCCCCUCUCUGUAGGCUGGCUGGUUUGCUCAUACUGGGAGCACUGGAGCCUCAGCCCCUCACAACCUGCUUCUCCCAUCCCUUUUAACUUUUGGGGGUUGCCUGUUCUCAACUGGGGAAAGACAGCUGGACCGGCAGGUAAGGCAGAGAGAGAGAGAUGAUGAUGAUGAUGCGAGAGCGUGCGGAGGGGUCCCUGUGCUGGGUGCUGCGCCCACAGCUCCGGGAGGGGACGGGGCUGCCAGCGUCCCCGACCCACCCUGCCCGCUAGCCAAGUGACUGAGCCUGCUCCUGUCACCCUGAGUCACCCCAAGCUGGUGACCAGGAGGGGACACGAGGCAAGUCCUGUCCCAGAGUGAGGGAGAGCCAGAGGGAGCAUGGGAGGCACAGGACGAUGCUGGGAGGAGAGAGGGGAGCAAGCCUGGGAGCCGCUCGUCAGACACCCCCAGGAGAGGGUUCAGUGCAAAAGUGCUCUGGCAGCAAGUUUCCACCAAUCUGUUUUUGACAGCCGAGCGGGAAGCGAGGCCUCCUCCAGACAUCAUCUGGUACCUUUGUGCUGCCCGAGACACCACUUGCUCUCCCAGGGGACUAACUCUUAGCUGUGACGAGAGAAUUGCUGCCAGCACCCGCGAGCAGUGGAGGCGAGCAGAGCCUCUCUGAGCUAGCCACAGCCCUGCUCCCCUCCCCAGGCCCCCGCAGCUGGAUCCAGGCAGGCUGGUGGGGAGGGGGCUCCCCUAUGGGAGCGUGACUCCAAGGUCUCCGCGGGGACUCCUCUGCACCAUCACCCUGUCUUCCCUGAGGGAACAUCUGGGGGUCCUGACCCUUCCUCAUGGCUCUGGGUAGGCUCAGCAGCAUUCCUCCUCCAGCAGAGUCUUCUUCCAGUCCCACCGCCCCACUCGAGGUAACCCACGUGCCCCAUCCCUUUUUCCCUCCUACCUUUCAGCAUUUUCUUGUCUCCUUUUGAGAGCCGAAAAGGGGCGAAGAGCAGCCCAGCUCUUGGCUGCCCAGGGGUCAGCGAAAGAGGGGAGGGGGAUGCUGAGCACAGCAACAUCCCAGACCUGCCUGGAUGCCCCACGGGACCCCAAGCAGCUGGUGGGCUCCUACCCUGACGUCCCCAAAACCUAGAGAUUCCCAGGCAAGGAGCACCCAUCCAUGGGGAGAGAGACCGGAGGGCCAUCCCUGCUGCUCCAGAGGAGGGCACGGGAAGAUGCAGGCAGGAGCGUUGGGGUCCAUGGAGUGAACCCACCACGGCUGAGAGCAAUUCCCAGCAGCCUCUCCCCACUCCUUGCUCUUCUCCAAACCCCAUCAGCUGCCUCCUACCUCUGUGCCCGUUCGCUGCCUGCUUGCUUGCUGUCUCGUGCUGCUGAGGCCGUGCAGAGCUGAGGGCUGGCUGCGUCAGCUCCCUGCGCUUGCUGGUGAGCACUGGGGCAGGCGCAGAGCCCAGCCGGCAGAGCACGGAUGCGUCUCCAGUCUCAUUUUUUUUGUGAACAUUUGUAGUUGUUUCCACAGCUUGUCGUAAAAGAAAUUCUGUUAACAGGGGAGAAACGAAAAAAAGAAAAAAAAAAAAAAAAAAUAAGAACCGUAUGAAAAGCAACAACGACGACAAAAAAAAAAGAACCAAACCCCUAUCUUCCAGGAGUGUUCCUCUGUCUGCACAAUAA
This is a messenger RNA of Cuculus canorus (common cuckoo), 2546 nucleotides long. RefSeq names its product Thy-1 cell surface antigen (gene THY1). The transcript has 4 exons. Bases 122 to 607 code for a protein of 161 amino acids. NCBI's taxonomy places the organism in Eukaryota, Metazoa, Chordata, Aves, Cuculiformes, Cuculidae. The record is from RefSeq and is a predicted model, not a curated record.